GGAGGACUAAAAUGUAUACCAGGUAUAAGUUUAAGGACCAUUACUCCUAAAAUGCAAAUUGAAUGUUUAAUGACUGAAAAUGCCAAUCGAGCACAAGAUGAAGGACUAUUGCUAAAAUUAGAUAGAGAUAGGAAUUUAAAUUUAUGGUUUUACCCCGCAGAAACCCAGAAUCUAUAUUUUUGACAACAAUGUCGUGGCAGUUGAAAUUCCCAAACCCAGAAAUCCAAAACACAUCUUGACAGGCAAGACUCAUAUAUACAUCACAAUAAAAGGAGUGCGUAAGAAGAGAAAGUGACAGAAUAAACAAAAAAAGGAAAAAAAAAGGCUCACAGAAAAGAGAAAAACAAAAAAAGAACGAAAGCCCCACGCAAGCAGAGCAGAGCAAAGCAAAGCAAAACAAAGAUGAACAUCGAAACCUAACGGUCCUCGCGUUGAACCCAAGGCCUUCGAAUCACCGUCUUACUUUUCUCGCCUCUUGCUUUCCUUCACUUCCAUUUCUCAUUUUCCUUGCAACCAAACACACACCAGUCCUCAUUCACUCGUCGAUCGCCGCGUCCUCGUAAUGCAACCCAUUGGAUUUGUUCUGGGUAUUCGAGCCUGCCGUGGAUAUGAUCCGAGAGACUAGAAUUGCUUAAUUGAGGAAUUGAUUUGGGUUUCUGGGUUUGAUUGGAAAUGAGCACGCAGAGGCAGCAAGUGCCCAUCCGGGACCUCGUUGAGGAAGCCAAGAAGCGGAUUGUCUUUCUCGCCAUUUGCGUCAUUGGCUUAUCAUACCUCAUGUCUUUGACAAGCUCCUCUGUCUGGAUCAACUUGCCUGCUGCUGCCUUCUUGAUUGUCCUCCUUCGUUACUUAUCACUAGAUUACGAUAUGCGAAGAAAAGCUGCAGCAUACAACAGCAGACCAUCCUUGGCAAGUACUACUUCCCAAAACAAACCUAUUCAAUGGCCUAACACUAGUCAAAAAUCCGAGUGGAGAAGGAAAGUCAAUUCUCCUGUUGUUGAGGAAGCUAUAGAUCACUUCACCCAGCAUCUAGUUUCUGAGUUUGUGACAGAUCUUUGGUAUUCUCGUCUAACACCAGAUAGACAAGGUCCAGAAGAACUGGCGUGCAUCGUGAAUGGUGUUCUUGGAGAAAUUUCAGGACGCAUGAGGAAUAUAAAUCUAAUUGAUCUUCUCACAAGGGAUCUUAUUAAUCUCAUAUGCAAUCACUUGGAGCUUUUCCGCGUAGCACAAGCAAAGAUUGAAAAAAAACAAUUAGGAUUGCUGACAAUUGAAAAACGAGAUAUGGAAUUGAGACUCGUCUUGGCUGCUGCAAACAAAUUGCAUCCUGCUUUAUUUUCUGCAGAAUCUGAGCACAAGGUCUUGCAGCAUCUGAUGGAUGGCCUUAUAUCUUUUACAUUCAAGCCUGAAGAUUUGCAGUGCUCUCUCUUCCGUUAUAUUGUCAGAGAGCUUCUUGCUUGUGCAGUAAUGCGACCUGUCUUAAACUUGGCUAGUCCAAGGUUUAUUAAUGAAAGAAUUGAAUUGUUGGUCUUAAAAAUGACUGAGGCCAAAAGUGUUACUGCGGUACAAGAGGAAUCUCGAUCCAAACCAGAGGGCCCUUCGAAGAUUUCAUCCGAUCACUUUUCUAGGUUCUUAGAUCCUUCUGUUACUGGUGUUGAACUUGUGCAAUUAAAAAACGGCCAAUCCAGAACUUCUGCAGAGACACGUGUGACAGAAAAUGCGAAUGGAUCAAAAGAUCCACUGCUUAAGGUUGAUACUCAGUCUUCCCGUUCAUGGAGCUCAUUGCCAAUGAACUCCCAAAAUAGCAUUGAAAGAGGUAUAGAACGGAACCACUUGGGAGGAGAAUGGGGAGAUAUGUUAGAUCUAAUGUCUCGCAGAAAGACUCAAGCCCUUGCUCCUGAAAAUUUCGAAAACAUGUGGGCAAAAGGGAGAAAUUACAAAAAAAAGGAAGGUGAAAAUUCGAUAAUUGAGCAGUCUUCGGGAGGGAAGUCAGUUACAGUGGACCAUACUAUGGAAAAAUCUAGGCCCAAAGACAAGGAAAUUGUAUCUAAGCUCAAUCUUUCUGAGAGAAGCACUUCUCACUCUGGAUGCACCACUCAGUUGAAGGUAGAAAAUGCUUUCCGCCCUGGAGCUCAAAAUAUACCAAAUCACUCUCCAGUUGCUUCAGAUCAAGGAGAUGAUGAACGCAACCACAUGCGGUUGGAGGAGGUUGAUUCAGGAAGCAGUACUUCUUAUACUUCUGAAGAUGAAGAGACAGACAGUGUAACAGGUCUUGAUUCUCCUGGAACUAAAGUUUGGGAUGGUAAAAGUAAUAGAAAUAUGCCAUUGUCUCACAUUCAUCACCCACUUGAAAAUUCAGAACGCCGUAUUACGAAAAGGACUGGUAAAGGAAAUCUUCACUUUCAAAGAUUGCCUAAAGCCCAGUCUGGCCAGAAAAGAUCUAGACCAAGCAAUAAGAAAGUACCCGUUUGGCAAGAGGUUGAGAGAACAAGCUUCUUGUCUGGAGAUGGACAGGACAUACUUAAUUCGCCAAAAGGACAUGAAAAUAUUGAGGAUUCCAGCGAUGAUUCUGACAUUGAAGGUUUGGGUAGAGUUAACAGUGGGGCAGCCACUUCUUCAUCUGCAACUUCUCUAUCUUUUGCUGGUAGUCAUAGUCUGACUUUUAAUUCCAUGAAAAAUUCUAUGGCAGUGGAUUCUUUUUUCAAGUUGAAAUGUGAGGUAUUGGGUGCAAAUAUUGUGAAGAGUGACUCAAAAACAUUUGCCGUAUAUUCCAUAUCUGUUACGGAUGUAAAUAAUAAUAGUUGGUCAAUCAAAAGAAGAUUUCGUCAUUUUGAGGAGCUACAUCGUCGUCUAAAAGAGUUUCCUGAGUACAACCUACAUUUGCCUCCAAAGCAUUUUCUGUCAACUGGUUUGGAUUUAGCUGUCAUUCAAGAACGAUGUAUAUUGCUUGACGAAUAUGUAAAGAAGCUUAUGCAGCUUCCAACAGUUUCAGGAUCCAUUGAAGUUUGGGAUUUCCUAAGUGUUGACUCCCAGACUUAUGUAUUUACAAAUUCCUUUUCUAUAAUCAAAACACUGUCAGUUAACCUAGAUGAUAAGGCAUCUGAAAAGAGUAAACAGGUUUCAAAUUUUGGUGGGCCUGUGACUGAUCCGUUUUCCUUGAAGAGGGAACCUAUAGGCACCAGAGUUAAGGAUUCUGCUUUACAAUUGAAGAAUAAUGUUGUGGCAGAUGGGUUAAGAGUGAACACAAAAGGCUCUUCUUCUCCGGUCAAAAAUUCUGGUAACGAUUUUGGAAAGUCACUUGGUGCCACUGAUUCAGAUACUAGAGGAAGAAAAGAUGCAUCUUCCCUCACAAACUUGGGUAAGACCAUACAAGGAAGAGACGAAAAAGAAAUUGAAUUGUUUGUUGAUACUGAUACAGACCCUACCCUUCCUACAGAGUGGGUGCCUCCAAAUUUAAGUGUUCCUAUCUUAGAUUUGGUGGAUGUCAUUUUUCAGCUCCAAGAUGGUGGAUGGAUCAGGCGGAAGGCUUUCUGGGUGGCCAAACAAAUACUACAGCUAGGGAUGGGUGAUGCCUUCGAUGACUGGUUAAUAGAGAAAAUCCAGCUUUUGCGUAGGGGAUUGGUGGUGGCUUCUGGGAUCAAGCGAGUUGAGCAGAUACUAUGGCCUGAUGGAAUAUUUAUAACCAAGCAUCCAAAGCGAAGACCACCAUCCACCAACCAAGCACAAAAUUCACCUCAGGGCCAGAAACCUACAGAAAUAUCAUCACCUAGAUUUGUUGAGCAGCAGAAACAGGAGGCAGAUCGACGUGCAAAGUUGGUUUAUGAAUUAAUGAUUGAUAAUGCACCUGCAGCUAUUGUCGGUCUGGUUGGUAGUAGGGAGUAUGACAAAUGCGCCAAGGAUCUCUAUUACUUUCUUCAGUCAUCUGUUUGUUUGAAACAACUGGCUUAUGACCUUCUGGAGCUGCUGCUUAUGUCGGCAUUUCCAGAGCUGGAUUAUGUGUUUAAGCAGUUGCAUGAAGAAAAGCAUAGAUUUGGCGAGUUUAAAGCGCAAUAGUGGGUCAUUCUAUUUGACGAUAAAUUUUGAGAUCAAGUAAGAACCAUUGCUCUGCAUAGUUUCUUCCUCAUCUGGAGCAUAGCCUGGCAACAUGAUUCUGUGGUCUGGUUUGGUUUUUAUGCAACCGAAUUCGUUGCCUUUCAUUUGUAUUGGCAUCAAGAGAAUCAAGUCAUUCUUGUCUGAAUUUUGUAAGUAGCUCUUUAGUUAGCAUCUUGAGGAAAUUCAUUGUAAAUCUUGAGAUUAGUGCAAAUAUACAAUACCUCAUAUUCAGAAUCUUUCGGCCUGAUUCAGGACUUAUCUUUUUUUUUUUU
Prunus persica (peach) is the source of this 4358-nucleotide messenger RNA. RefSeq lists its product as uncharacterized. Lineage: Eukaryota; Viridiplantae; Streptophyta; Magnoliopsida; Rosales; Rosaceae. The coding region runs from base 673 to 4047 and encodes 1124 amino acids. The transcript is spliced from 15 exons. The record is from RefSeq and is a predicted model, not a curated record. Gene Ontology annotation, molecular function: phosphatidylinositol binding.